AGGGUCAUGUUUACUUAACCCAAGCGGUUGAGCAAGGUCUUGUCGGACAUUUUGUCAGCCAUUUGUAAAUCACUCAGCUCGCGUUCGUAUUGCUGCAUGCUGUGUUCAGAAUUGUGCAAUGUGAAUAUUGUGUAUUUCUUUGUUUAGCCUGCGCCUAGUUGUAAUAAAUUACACGUAUCGUGAGAGUCGAGUUGUGUCCGUGCUAUGGCUAAUGCAAGUCUCCGAAUACCCGAUCUUAUCAUUGUAAAGUAGUACAGUAUAACAGAAUGCGUCUUGUCUCUACAUCAGUUUAUUACAGAAUGCCGAACAAGUGGUUGACAAUAAGGGAAUUUUGCAGGUGCUAUGUUGAUGGCAAUGUACCUGAACGGUCUCGCGGACGAAGAGACCGUUCCACUGACUAGAGCCAUGAUGAAGUCUGGCGAUGUACUGGGUCCAUGGCCGCAGGAAUGGAGUGGGAAGGUGGUCGAUAAACAUAGUACAGGCGGCGUGGGUGACAAAAUCAGCUUAAUUCUGGCGCCUGCUCUGGCUGCCUGUGGAAUGAAAGUGCCUAUGGUCUCGGGACGCGGCCUCGGGCAUACAGGAGGAACGUUGGAUAAACUGGAAUCCAUUGAGGGGGUGUCUGUUUCAGCGUCCAAAGACAAAAUGCAGCAGAUUUUGACGGAGGUCGGUUGUUGUAUUGUAGGACAAACUGAAAAGCUGGUUCCAGCCGACAAGAAAAUGUACGCAAUUCGUGACGUCACAGGAACAGUUGAAAACAUAGGACUAAUAGCAGGUUCAAUAAUUUCUAAGAAGGCAGCAGAGCAGCUGAAUGCCCUGGUUCUGGAUGUUAAGUUUGGUACAGGGGCUGUUAUGGUGGAUGAAAGAAAAGCCAGAGAACUGGCAAACAAAAUGGUUACCAUAGGAAACGGACUAGGGGUGAAGACAGUUGCCUUGAUGACGGAUAUGAAUAAUCCGAUUGGGAAAAUGAUCGGCAAUGCACUGGAAAUAGCCGAAUCACUUAACUGUCUCCAUGGAAACGGACCUACUGAUUUAGAGGAUCUCGUACUUCAGCUCGGUGGACAGCUGUUAUUUGUCAGCGGUAACGCAACAUCCACAGAAGAAGGCCAGAGGAAACUCAAGGAAACAUUAACUAAUGGACAGGCAGCUAAGAAAUUCGAACAAAUGAUUAUUGCUCAGGGAGCGGAUUCAGAAAAAGCCAAAGCUCUCUGUGUGAAGGGAAGUGACGUGUGGAAAAUCCUUCCACGAGCCAAUUUUAUAACACCAGUCAAAAGCAAACAGUCAGGUUUUGUUAACGCUAUAAACUCGCGCACCUGCGCCGAAUGCUCUUUGAAACUUGGGGCAGGACGCCAAGCUAGUAGUGACCAAAUCAAUUUUGCUGUUGGUCUGGAAAUGUGUGUGGACAUCGGCACCAGUAUCAAGGAAGGUGACGAUUGGAUAAGGGUUCAUCAUGAUUGUGACGUCAUUCCUGACGACAUAAAGGAGCGUUUGAAUAAUGCUAUAGAUGUGACACCCUCCCCUCCAAAGACAAUCCUUACAACCCGUGUCAAGGAUAUCAUAUCAUAAAAACUGUGGACAGAACGUGUGAAAAUGUUCAGCAUAGAAAACAUGCAGUUAAGCAGUGUGCCUUUACAUGACUCAAUUAAAAUUGCCAAAUGAUUAUAGAUCAAUUUACAUAGUA
This is a messenger RNA of Ostrea edulis (European flat oyster), 1678 nucleotides long. Its product is annotated as thymidine phosphorylase-like. Gene Ontology annotation, cellular component: cytosol. Gene Ontology annotation, biological process: pyrimidine nucleobase metabolic process; pyrimidine nucleoside metabolic process. NCBI's taxonomy places the organism in Eukaryota, Metazoa, Mollusca, Bivalvia, Ostreida, Ostreidae. The record is from RefSeq and is a predicted model, not a curated record. The transcript is spliced from 9 exons. Gene Ontology annotation, molecular function: pyrimidine-nucleoside phosphorylase activity; 1,4-alpha-oligoglucan phosphorylase activity. The coding region runs from base 343 to 1563 and encodes 406 amino acids.